This is a messenger RNA of Oppia nitens, 1618 nucleotides long. Its product is annotated as zinc finger protein 717-like. The transcript has 3 exons. Gene Ontology annotation, molecular function: DNA-binding transcription factor activity, RNA polymerase II-specific; RNA polymerase II cis-regulatory region sequence-specific DNA binding. Gene Ontology annotation, biological process: regulation of DNA-templated transcription. The record is from RefSeq and is a predicted model, not a curated record. Bases 225 to 1517 code for a protein of 430 amino acids. Lineage: Eukaryota; Metazoa; Arthropoda; Arachnida; Sarcoptiformes; Oppiidae.
GGUUUAGAUUUCAUUAGAAUUACUGACUAAUUGAGUGAUGCUUUCACUGCAAUAUACUCUACAAUACAUACACUCAUUGACUAUACCUUUAGUGCAUUGAAUCACUCACUGAGUCAUACAUUGACUCUUCAAACGAUACAAUCAUUCGAUUAAUUGAUUGAUUCAUCAAAUGUUGACAUCAUUUCAAUACAAGUGAAGACAUUUGAAGACAUUUUUUGGAUGUAAUGGAGACACAAAUGGAUUCAAUGGAUGACAAAUCGGCUAAUGAUUCGACCAAAAGACCAAAGAAACAAGUGAUACAUCAAUACCAACAUUUGGUGGACAAAGAGUUGGACCAAAAGUAUCCACACUUGGAUUCAAUAGACAAAUAUUGCAAUCAUUUUCAUAAAGUCUUUCAAAAUGGUCGCUACUAUUAUCACUGUAACGACCAAUCGUGUCAUUUCUCGACCAACAAGUCGUCGAUAGCUGUCCGACAUAUCCGAAGACAUAUCAAUGAAAAGCCAUACAAGUGUUGGCUCAACAACUGUGGCCAACAAUUCUACCAGAAGUGUGAACUACGCGUUCAUGUGAUCCGACAUAUGGAAGACAAACCAUUCAAAUGCACUCAAAAUAAUUGCAUAAAGAGUUAUACGAAUCGCAAAGCACUGUCUCUCCAUCUGAAGAGUCAUUCGACACUUGAGUAUCACUUUGAUUGUAAUCUAUGCCCCAAACGAUUUGUCACCAAAUGGUUACUCAAUAAACAUCUCAAAGACAGACAUUCCAACAAUGAAAUGAUUGGUUCCAAACCAUUGAGUGUCACCGAUGCCAAUAGUCAUCCAAUUGCCAAAACAAUUGAUAUGAUUAAGAAAAUAAAAUUAGAUAUAAAGCCUAAACCGGUGACCAAUAAUAAGGUGAUUAUAACGAAGUCGAAACAAGAGAUCCGAUCCAAAGAGAAUAUUUCUACCAAUUUGUCGGAUUAUGGUUUUGAGGAAGUGAUCAAAUAUGUCAUCAAAAAUAAACGCAAUAAUAAGCCAUUAGUUAAUGAGAUAAAUCAUCAGAAUUUAGUUGAAAAUUGUCAUCAAUUGAGUUCUAACCACAAUAACGAUCAUUUGCCACAUGAAUCGCCACUCGACAUGACAUUCAAAUGUUGCCAAUCAAUGCAAAUGUCAAAACAGUCUUUAAAUGAAAACUCAAAUCAAAAGUCAGUGAAUUUGUCGAACAAAAUACAGAAAGAGAUGUCUGAGCUUUUGUUUGGUACGUGUGUUGAUAGUAUUGAAUCACUUAUCGAAAUAAAGAGCUCAAAGAAGUUAUUUCGUUCAGAGAAUCGCUUUAUCUUUCAAUGCUUUGUCUGUGAAUUUAAUUCUGUAUUCACUAAUGAUAUCAUUGAACACAUUAGUCAACACUUAAGUCAUAAAUUAACAGAAUGUCUAACAAAAAGAUGUCAAGAGAUUACCAAUGAUUUUAUAAUAGCUAUCGAACAGCAAUUCAUAACAAGUGUUUCAAAAUUUAACAAAUUUAUUGAAAACAUCAAACAUUGAUUUGACAUCUGAAUUGACAAACAAAUCGACAAAUUGUUAUUUUGAUAUUUUUAAUCAAAUUUUGUUUCUAUUUAUUUUUAAAACCUAUACCAUAUUAUUCU